AAGGUAUUUCCUAGGGAAAUAGGUGUCUUGUUUGCAGCAGUUCUAACACCAGCUAUGUGCACAGCAGUAAGUAUUCACUUCUGGAGUUUUAGAAAGUUAAAGCUAUCCAACCAGAAAAGCAAGCUCCAAAACUGAAAAGUCUCAAGGAGGGCCUUUAGUCAGGAAGCUCUUUAUCAGGAAAAUGCCAUUUGGCUUUCUUUCAAGAAAAAAGACGGGGAUUUUCUAAGCCUCUGGUUUGUGCACCUUAGCACAGUUACGUGUUUGUACUCGGAAGGAGUGUUCCUGUUUGGCCCUUCAAUGCUCUCUAAUGUGCUCACACAUGCGUGCAGAUCUUUUGCUGGUGAUCUCAGAUGAGCACACAGGCGGGACAGCAGCUCUGUAGCCAGUUACUGAGCAACAAAUCCAACCUGGCCUCACAAACAAGAAUUCAGCUGCUGUAAAAGGUGAUUCACCAGCACACUGGAUUGACUGCCUGCUCUCCCGGCCCGCCUUGCACUGCUAUUCAUGAAGAAACUUCUGGUCGUCUUGGCUGUGUGUUCAGUGGUCGGCACUGCGACUACAGAGAGGUCGUCAUGUCUGAAACGUGUGGCAUUUUCUUCUACAAACUUUGAGAACAUCCUAACAUGGGAAACUGAAGCAGAUAUCCCUCCUGGAACUGUAUUUGAUGUCCAGUAUAAACAGUAUGGAGAGAAAGCCUGGCUUAACAAGCGGGAGUGCCAGAGCAUCACACAGCCCUUCUGCAAUCUCACUCAUGAAACAGAGAACUUCACAGAGCAUUACUACGCCAGGGUGAGGGCCGUCAGCCGCCGUUGCUCCUCCAACUGGGUGUGCUCAGAGAGAUUUGAACCCAGAAAAGAGACUAUUAUUGGAGCACCAGAAGUGGAGUAUAUUCCUCAUGUACGGUCCAUAAGGUUUCUUAUACACCCCCCUUAUACGCCGCUGAGAGGUGAGGAUGGCCACCAGCUAAACAUAGAGGACAUUUACAGCAAAUUCAGUGCUGUUGAUUAUCACUUAACACUAUUCAACCAAAGGACACAUCAAAAGUGGAUAAAGAAUGAGCAUAACAAAGAAUUUGAAGUUUCCAAUCUGGACCCAGAUACUGAGUAUAACGGAACAGUGCAUCUGUAUCUCCUUGAACGAAGCAGCAAACGUCAAGUAUUUUGGGUUAAAACACUGCCAGAUAACACAUGGCUCUUCUACUGUUUUGUGGCCCUCGGAUUCUGUGCCGGGCUGGUGUUUGCUGCUAUUGGUUAUGUGACCUAUAAGUACGUCAAACAACACGGUGCACAGCCCAUGUCUUUGGACUUCAGAGGGAUCUCAUCAUUCCAGCCUCUAACUCUGACAGUGGAACACAUUAUAAAGCCUAUAAAUUUAUCCAAACCUUCACUUCUCACCCCCGAAGCACAGUUCCCACAGGUAGGCCGAUGUUUGGACAAACCACUGGAGCCACCACAGCCAUUCCAUCCAUCAUCAGGUACCUAUCAGCAGCAAGCCAACCUAUCAGUGUUCCAUGGUGUGCAUCUGCUGUGCUCAGUGAGUGCAGCUCCUGCUGGAUAUGCUCCUCAAACCUCUGAGAAAAGUACAGCCAACCUCCCCACGACCUACGGUGUGUGUGUCGAUGGCACAGACCACAGCAACAAGAAUAACUUCUGCCCGAACCAGUUACCAAAGGAAGAUUUGUCAGAUAGCUCUGCUGGUGGGAAGCUCAUCAGUCAUAUGCUGGGUGAAAGCAGCAGCCAUUGGAAUUACAAAGAGCAGCAGCCAAACGUGGCACCGUGGGCCAGCAGUGCCAUGAGAGACUCAGCUCUUGUACAUGGAAGCCCUCAGCAAACACAGCAACUGCUAUUGUGGAAUGAUGGGGUUGAAAGUGAAGAUCAUCUGCCACAGCUGCUGCUGCCUUCGAUGGAGCAAGGAGGAUGCUACAGACAACAGGCAGUAAAACUGCCACUGUUACUGUCUUCAGUGACAGCUGACACAGACUGUGUUCCAGAGGAUGAAUGCCUGUCACGGCCAUCAGCAGCUCCGCUCCUCUCAGUCAGCACUAGGAACAACCUCCCUGGAGAGAACACAAAGUGGUGGGAGUCACCACAUUCAGUGUCACAUUCUGAAAAUAAAGUGCAGUUUCAGGAAACUUGGGAAGCAGAGGAGACACCAGCAGCACAGGAGUUAAACUGCAAGGAACUGGGCAGUGUUGUGUCCCCAGACACUAUCUCAGAGUACAGCAGUGGCAUUUCUUUCAGUACGCUGUUCAAAGACCUGAACUUAAAACUACUGUGGGAUCAAGCAGAUGAAAACACAGCAUUUUAUUAAGGAGAGUUAAUGAUAUUAAAAUCCAGACUCUGUUUGUAUGAAAUAGAAGUGUGUCCUACAAACAGCACGUGCAAAUAAAGCUCUCCUUUGCUCCUGUGACCAACACACCAUGUUCAGGGCUAGAAUGGACCCAAACCAAUAUAAACUGAGAGCCAGGCUCCUUUAGUGCUGCACCUUUACCAAAAGAAAAAAAUGUUAUUUGAGGGAUGGAGGCAGUAAUCAUUUCUCAUUAACAGGAGAGUGUCGUUCAGUCUGUUGGCUUCCACUGACGUGGUGAAAAGUGCAAGUGUCUGAUGACCUCAGGUUUACAGGAGAACUGAAACCAGCAAUAAGAAUAAGCAAUUUAGAAUGGGAUGAGGAAGUACUUGAAAAGCACUGCUAGGGAAAGGCUGACCAGAAGCAAAACUUGGGUGUUCUCAGAGAACCUGAGGUUAAGUGUUAAAUUUCACUUUUUGUAUGUGUGUAAUUUCGCAAAUAAUCUGUAGCUGUAGGAAGAGCUUGUGAUGAUUCAGCCCAGGAUUGCAAGAGUGAUCUUAGAAAUGACAAACUUUCCAGGCAAAGAUUCAGCCCCUGGCUCCAGCAUUAGUAACAGCCAAAGCAUGGCCACGUCACGUGAGGUCAGAAGGUUGUCAGAGGCCCCAGGGUAACACUCUGCCCUCCUACCCCCUGGGGAGGCUGCAUUUCAAACCAGUGAUGCUCAUUCCUUUAUCCAGAGUUGUCACAGGUGACAUAUCUUGUGUCAACAACAUUCCCAAGGAUGCUACUCAGGGAAUCAUCAAAUGCCACAAUGCCAAUAUUUUGGCUCACGUUGUGGAACACAGUUUUCUGUUCAGAGUCAGUAUGGGCAGCACAGCGGGAAAGGAAAGAGAAGGGAAGGGAACUGGUUGGGCUCUAAGGGCCUCUCUGACCUCAACCAAUCUGUGAUUCUAUGUGCUGACCUUAUUGCCUUCCACUUAAUUGCUUUUCCUAAUAAAACUGAUAGCCUUGUUUACUUCAAAACGUAUCACAGCCAACAGCUCUGGUAGGAUCUAAUUAUCUCAUUCCCAUUCCAUGUAAGAACACUUUUAGAUAAACAGCAUGGUUUCAAUGCUGUUUCAAAGGUCAUGACUUGCGAACCAUCUGUACCAAACAAGAGACUGUUCUUCGUUUCUCUUGACUUUCCCAGAUAACAGCAUCGAUAGCUCUAGAUAAUGAAGAGCAGCACUGCCUCACAACACAGAUUGUGCUCAUUCCCAGGCAGAUGUCAUGACGGUGACAAGUAAGCGUUGCAGUUCCAGCUGUCCCAAGGAUGGCAGCGCAGCAGGUGGCAGCUGUAACCCUAGAAUGGAGCAUUGCUCUUUGUCUUCUUGGCUAAAUCGGGGAGCUGUCACUGAGCUGCUCCCUGUGCCAGCAGCCCUGAGCCCAGCAACCCAGGGAGCUUUGUGUAUCACUGGAGUGAGGCUCACACUCUCCAUGUCAGUUGUUUUGGCACUGGAGGGUGAAUAAGCUGAAGACACCCGAAAUCACGGAGUACUUUUUUGAUGUGUUCCUUGAGGAAAAUCAUACUGAAGGAACAAGCGGAGAGCUCCAAAUCCCGGAGAUGGAAUGAGGCAGAGAUGAGGGGCAGCUCCGAAAGCAUUAAGACCAGGUUAAAACAGACUAUAGCUUCCCUCUGGCAUCACUGUGGCCUAAAUAUCACUGUGAUGGGAAGGAACGGUGCAGCAGAGAAUUGCUGCAUAAAGAACUUGCACAGCAGCUGGAUCACAGUACAAAGCAGGAGCCUUACACUCACUAGUUCAGAGGACUUAAAUCAUGGCAUGGUUUAGGUUGGAGGGGACCUUCAAGGUCACCUCGUUCCAACUCCUGGCCAUGGGCAAGUUGCCCAUGUAGUGCACGUAAAUCUUUUUUUUCUUUUCUGAAUGAGCGUUUUGAUUUUGAGAACGAACAUUUCAUUUUCCCCACAGAUGACACGAAGAAUGACUUCCUCCCAGAAUCAAGACUUCAUUUACUUAUGAGGAACACACAAUAGUCAUAGCCAGCUGAAACGUAAGAGCUGGUGUUGACCCUGAUCUAAUAAUACACUGACAUGAUUUGGCUGGGAUUGGUAUUCCCUAAAGAGAUGUGAAAAUAAAUUAUUUCAGUCCACUAUGCAGCAAAGGCAGCGUUGAACCAAGGGAAAUUCCUAGAAGAGGUUAAAACAUUCAUAGUUAAUUUUGUUCCUCUGUGAGCUUCUGUCCUAAAGAAGCAGAGAAUGAUACAAUGUUCAGAUACCCAAAUUUUUCUCAUUUGUUGCAUCACUUGGCAAUGGCAAUAAUUCGCUUGACAUAAAAAUUAGUUUGCAAUUAGUUGUCACUGCAGUAAACGACCCAGGCAGCCCUGCAUGGGUCUCCCCAUUGUCACAGCAAUGGCACGGCAGGAUGCUAUAUUUAAGACUUUAGGAUGGGCACUCCAACAUGGGGAACAUUCUUUUGGGGAGAGUCAUUCUUAGUGUCGUCAACGGGGAAUAAGAAACGCUCCUUUGUCCCUUCACUUUCGUGGAGACAGGCACUCUCACUGUAGUCUUCAUAGGGUAAGUUGAUUUGUCUGCAAAUAAACUCCAGUUUGCAGCAGGAUUUUAAACAUUUUAUAGCAGCAUCUUUGUAUGAUCCCUUUAUUUGCAUUGCACCUCAGAGAUGGGUUGUGCUCUGUGAUUGCUUUCAUCUGCUUUGAAGUGUUGUUGCUGUUUUUCCAAUGUUGCUCUUAGGAAACCAGUUUUAAUUUGUGUUAGCUCGCAUGAAUCUAUUCUGCUUUAUUGAUUUCUUAAGAAAAAUGCAUAUGUAUGGAUUGAAAAAGGAGUAUUUUAACUGCUCAGAAUUCUACUGCUUUGCAACAAACACCAGAUUAUAGAGCACUGGAAAAUUCCCAGGAAAACACAGAAAACAGAACAUAUUAAAAAUAACCUCAGAACAGUAGCUCUUUAUGUGGAAGCAAAGAUUUGAUGCCCUGCAGUCAUUCUGCAGCUGAAGUAGCCCUGAAGAGUGUCACAUUCUAGGAAAUAAAAAGAUAUAUUUUUCUGUAAA
Messenger RNA from Coturnix japonica (Japanese quail), 5348 nucleotides. RefSeq names its product interleukin 22 receptor subunit alpha 1 (gene IL22RA1). Gene Ontology annotation, cellular component: plasma membrane. NCBI's taxonomy places the organism in Eukaryota, Metazoa, Chordata, Aves, Galliformes, Phasianidae. The record is from RefSeq and is a predicted model, not a curated record. Gene Ontology annotation, molecular function: protein binding; cytokine receptor activity. Gene Ontology annotation, biological process: cytokine-mediated signaling pathway.